UUGGGAAGAUUUUCUUGAAAAAGUGGAAUCUUUUUGCAAGCAACAUGAUAUUGAUAUACCUACUAUGGAUGGUCAACACAGUGUGAGUACACGUCGCCGUUAUUGUCAGCAAAGAAGCAUAACAACUGAGCAUCAUUAUCGUGUUGACAUAUUCUAUGCUGCAAUAGAUUUUGAGUUGGUGGAGUUAAAUGGCAGAAAAAUUUUAUCCUCAAGAUUUCACAAGACAAGAGUUGCAUAUUUUGAGAAGCGAGCUGAUCAUUUAUGAGUCUGAUGUACCUCAUCAUGAUGUGCUAAAGAAUGUGACUACUCUUUCUAAGUUAUGCAGAGGAUUUUUUGAGACAAAAAGAUCGCAGAGAUAUCAAAUGAUUGAUCGGUUGAUUCGUCUUGUUUUGACUUUGCCAGUUUCUACAGCAACUACAGAAAGAGCAUUUUCAGAUAUGAAACGUGUCAAAACAAUAUUGAGCAACAAGAUGGAGAAUGACUUUUUGGCUGAUAACUUGAUUGUCCACAUUGAAAAAGAGUUGGCUGAGAAUUAUGAUACAGAUUCAAUAAUUAAAGAUUUUGCUUCUAUUCAAGAGCGUAGGGUGCAGUUUGAGUAGGUAUGUUCUUUUGUCUUAAACUUUUGUUAUCGAACUUCUAUCAAAUGUUAUAAUGUUGAUUUCUUUUAAUCAGUUAACUAUUUGAUUGUUU
This is a messenger RNA of Rosa chinensis, 690 nucleotides long. RefSeq lists its product as uncharacterized. Gene Ontology annotation, molecular function: protein dimerization activity. The record is from RefSeq and is a predicted model, not a curated record. The coding region runs from base 189 to 599 and encodes 136 amino acids. The transcript has 2 exons. Lineage: Eukaryota; Viridiplantae; Streptophyta; Magnoliopsida; Rosales; Rosaceae.